Molecule: messenger RNA, 939 nt
Organism: Onychomys torridus (southern grasshopper mouse)
Lineage: Eukaryota; Metazoa; Chordata; Mammalia; Rodentia; Cricetidae
Gene: Sntn
Product: sentan, cilia apical structure protein
Molecular function (GO): transition metal ion binding
Source: RefSeq, a predicted model, not a curated record
GCACAACAAGAGAAGUGAGAACACAGGAGGUUGUAUGCACAACACCCAGGACCACACAACCCUCCGAGGAGCGCUCCGGCUUUCUGAAGCCUCUGCAUCCACUUUAACACCCAGCAAAAUGCCCAAAAGUGUUUCAAUAUCUAAACAACUGGCUUCAAUAAAAGCCUUGAAGAAAGGCUCAGACCUCGAGAAAGCCAUUGCUACUCUUGCUCUGAUUUUCAGAGACUCUUCCGACCCUGAUGGGAAACUUGGGAAAGCCACUGCCAAGAAUCUGCUACAAACCCAAUUCAGGAAUUUCACAGAGGGAGAAGAAACCAAGGUAAAGUACCAAGACAUCCUUUCUGAGCUGGAUGAACACACAGAAAACAAGCUGGAUUUCGAGGACUUUGUGAUCCUGCUUCUGAGCCUUGCCAUCAUGUCGGAUCUGCUACAAAAUAUAUUGAGUGUAGGAACUUCAUGAUCCUGCUCCUGAGCCUUGACAUCAUGUUGGAUCUGCUACAAAAUAUACUGAGUGUAAAAAUUACAAAAUGAACAACUUUAAAUAUGUGAAUGGACAAAAUAAUCACAAAAGCAGGUGCCACAUGAUGAAAGAUGUUCCAUUCUGAUAUGUAAUGAGUGUGGGAUAGUUCACACUGGUGACUGGUGACAUUCAUUCAGUGUAACUCCAAACAUUUCAACACUCUUCAGAAAUGUUCAAAUAAUAUAAUUUUCAACAUGAUAAAUUAAUUGGAUGCCACUUUUAAUGAGUGAGUAGUAACUUAGAGAUUUUUCUACUGAAGGUAAAAUCAUAUUUAUUCAUUGAUCAUACAAUGGUAUUUGUGAGCAUUUACUUAGUAACAUUGUUAAAAAUACAGUAACAAAUGACCAGAUAACUUCUUCCCUUGCUCAUAUUUGCAUAAUUCUAGAAGAAGAAGAACUAGAUAUACAACAAUAAUGUGU